Phyllopteryx taeniolatus (common seadragon) is the source of this 3093-nucleotide messenger RNA. Its product is annotated as glutaminase kidney isoform, mitochondrial-like. Bases 109 to 1932 code for a protein of 607 amino acids. Gene Ontology annotation, biological process: L-glutamine catabolic process. The transcript is spliced from 18 exons. NCBI's taxonomy places the organism in Eukaryota, Metazoa, Chordata, Actinopteri, Syngnathiformes, Syngnathidae. Gene Ontology annotation, molecular function: glutaminase activity; protein binding. The record is from RefSeq and is a predicted model, not a curated record.
CUGCUAACGGAACACCGCAAAGCACUGGUCACAGUAGUCUAGAUCAACUACAGGGGGUGGAAAAAUCUACUAUUUUCAGUCAUUAAAGAUUAGGUCCUACUUAUCACAAUGCAUUGUCUGAAAACUCUGACAGCCAGCCCCGGAAUAUUGCACCUAUUUAAAAAUGCAAGAGUCGCGACAAGAGUUGGAGCUGACAGAAGUGUUUUGUCCGGGAUUCAGCAAGCUGUUUUUCUGCCCUGUCAGGUCACAGCAUCACCUCACGCCCGCAGAGCCCUUCAUCACCAGACUGGUCCUGAUGUGGAUCAAGGACAUGCCAAAAGUAGGUUGAUGUCCAGUAUGGAGGACCUACUUUUCUACACUAUCACUGACGGCAAAGAGAUGAUCCUCCUCUCACAGUUCAUAUCAGCUUUGAGAAAAACAGGUCUAUGGACUUCUGACCCUCGGCUGCGUGACUGUAUGUGUCAGAUUCGGCAAUUCACACUUGACUCACUGGGGCCUGUCAUGAUGGACAAAAUGCUCUUCAGAAGGUGUGUGGGUAACAACAUCAUGCUGCUGACUAAGGCCUUCCGAAAAAUGUUCAUCGUCCCAGACUUUCAAGUGUUCACUCAGAAGAUUAAUGAAAUAUACGACAGUGCACUACAGCAAGAUGGAGGACAAGUAGCUGAUUACAUUCCUCAACUUGCAAAAUUCAGCCCUCACCUUUGGGGCGCGUCUCUGUGCACCAUUGAUGGACAAAGACACUCAGUGGGUGACACCAAGGUUCCCUUCUGUCUGCAGUCGUGUAUCAAGCCGCUGGAGUACGCCAUCGCUGUUCACGAGCUCGGUGGCGAGCACGUCCACCGAUUUGUGGGCAAAGAACCCAGUGGAUUCAGGUUCAAUAAACUGUCACUGAGUGAGGAAGAUAAGCCCCACAACCCAAUGGUGAAUGCCGGAGCUAUCGUUAUCAGCUCUUUAAUAAAGCCUAAAUCAAAUAAAGCAGAGAGGUUCGACUAUGUAAUGGAGUUUUUGAAGCGUGCAGCCGGAGCAGAGUAUGUUGGCUUCAGCAAUGCAACGUUCCAGUCGGAGAGGGAGACAGGCGAUAGGAAUUAUGCACUUGGUUAUUACCUCAAGGAAAAAAAGUGCUUCCCUGAGAAUGCUGACAUGAUUGCUGCCCUUGACUUCUACUUCCAGCUGUGCUCCAUAGAGAUGACAUGUGAGUCGGGCAGCGUCAUGGCUGCCACACUGGCCAAUGGAGGCAUUUGUCCAAUCACCGGCGACCGCGUGCUGAGCACAGAGGCGGUUCGGAACACGCUGAGUCUCAUGCAUUCCUGCGGGAUGUAUGACUUCUCCGGACAGUUCGCCUUCCAUGUGGGUUUGCCCGCCAAAUCUGGGGUUUCAGGUGCCGUGCUCCUGGUGGUGCCCAAUGUCAUGGGCAUGAUGUGCUGGUCUCCUUCUUUGGAUCGCAUCGGGAACAGCGUGCGUGGCAUUCACUUCUGCCAGGAGCUGGUGUCUCAUUUUAACUUCCACCAUUACGACAACCUGCGACACUUCACUAAGAAGCAUGACCCCAGAAGAAGCUUAGAUGAUGAGCCAAACAAGUCAGUCGUAAACUUGAUGUUUGCGGCCUACAGCGGCGACAUUUCUGCUCUGAGGAGGUUUGCUCUUUCAACUUUGGACAUGGAGCAGAGAGACUACGACUCUCGUACAGCGCUCCACAUCGCUGCAUCAGAAGGUCAUGUAGACGCUGUGAUCUUCCUGACUGAGGAAUGUAAAGUGAAUCCUUUCAUCAAAGACAGAUGGGGAAACACGCCACUGGAUGACGCCAGGCAGUUUGGCCAUCACGUCAUCGCCACCAUCCUGCAACAGUACCAGCAUGUGUAUACUGAUGCUGAGUCAUCGGGCAACAAAGAGGAGCAAAAGACCACCAUGGACUCACUGAAGAGCAUCAACUGAGGGAUCAGAAGAGGUUCAGAUGGAAAGUAAAGCACUUGAGAGGCACAAAAGGAAACAGGGUGACUUCGACAAGUGAUUAACGUAGCAUUUUAGAUCUAGUUAAGAUAAUGUACGCACGAACACUCACUUGUCACAAUAUUAGGUACCCCUCCACAAUCUAUUGAGAUGCAAUAAAAACUUGGUGACGUAUUGGUUAGCAUGUGACUCCCUCAGUCAGGAGAUCCAGGUUCCAAUAUCUGUCGGAACAUCUCUUGUGGGAUGAUUUCAUGUUCUCCUGGUACUUUCUGCAUCCCAAAAACAUGCUUUUUUUUUCGUUUUGUGGGUGGGAAGGCUUAUAUGUGCCCUGCAAUUGGUUCGGCUCCAUCUCACCGGUAACACGAAGGACAGGCAGUAUAGUAAAUGGAUGCCUGGACUAAAAGAUCUUCUGUUACAAAGGUUGUUUUGUCUAUGUUUCAACAUUAUGUUUAAUAUUGUAGUUUUUAGUGUUGUAAAUGUAUACUUUACAAUAUUAAGAUCAGUGAUUCUCAUCUGGUGGGUCAGGACCUAGAAAUAGGUCACGGACAGCUAGUAAAAAAAAUUACAUGGGGUUCUUGAUUGUAUACUGACAUGAUGUUUCGAGUGUACAAAUGGCACACAAUGAAGUAGUUUGCACAGUGGCGUAAAAAGUAUGUACCUCCUCACACAGCACAAGAAGGUACGCUCAGUUAGCACCUUACAUACCAUUUUUCAUUAAUUUUUUUUUUUUUCAUCCAAAUAGUUACUGUAAUGACUUGACUACUGUGUUAGUGUAGAUUUGUGAUAGACUACAGUGUUCUGAUUUAUGUGUAAAUUUUGUGCGAAAGCAAAAAACUGAUUCCAGUGUAAUAUUUAAAGUACCCCAGUUUGGACUUGCCUUUUAUUUGGAAAAUAACACUAUUUUGACACAGCUGCACAAAAAUAAACAUUGUUUUGGGUUUAGGACUUUCAUUAAAAGGAGGUCAGUGGCAAGAUCUAAGUACAAUUCUGUUGCGGUGUAAUUGAGAUACUUUUCCUACACUAUUUUUUACAUUGUAAUCAUUUUCAUCCUCGGUUUCUUAAUAAAGUGCUCUGAGAGGCACUUUGGAAUUGUAAGCAUGUGUAGUUCUGUUUUUAAAUAUAUAAUAUACAUGUUUUCAAGGGCUA